This is a messenger RNA of Mytilus trossulus (common blue mussel), 746 nucleotides long. RefSeq lists its product as uncharacterized. Lineage: Eukaryota; Metazoa; Mollusca; Bivalvia; Mytilida; Mytilidae. The record is from RefSeq and is a predicted model, not a curated record. Bases 4 to 714 code for a protein of 236 amino acids. The transcript is spliced from 3 exons.
CAGAUGGUUCCAGACCAGUCACAUGAAGUUGUGAUUGUGUAUAUGAAAUUCAAAAUAAAUUUUGCUGCCAGAGUUGUUUGCAAUAUAAAUCAUGUCUGGACUAAUUGUGUUAUUGAUGAGCAUGUCUCAGGUUUUACACUCGACAGAAGUAUUUUUUCAGGCACUGAUUGCUUGCAUUGCAUAGAUUUCACAGCUAAUAGAUCCGGUAUAGACGCAGGUUUCCAAUCCGUUAUUGAUGGAAUAAAUAUGUUAAACACAUCUAGAUGUUUUGAUACAAAUAAUACAACACUCCUUCGGUGCAAACCAGCUCUAGGUUACCAGAAAGUACAGAGAUGUGGAAUUUUCAAAGGGACAAUUAUCUUACAUCAGUGGUCUUUUCACCUAAAUAUACUUACGGAGAUAACAGCACAAGGAUGUUUUGAAGUUGACAGAAGAACAAAGACUGGAUGUUACACAGAUCCAUUUAUGUUAAAUGAGCAGAAAACAAAUCUAGCAAAUUUCUUGCUAAAAGAAAUUGGACAUUUGAAAAUUCAAACAUUCAAUGUCACUGAUGGCCAGUUUUGUAUAAAUCAGUCAUUUGCUUCUGGUCGUAUUGAAAAGGCUUCAAACAAAUCGAUAUUAGCUACCGAAGAAAGCAAAAAUAGGUCCGCAAUGCUAAAAUUUAAAUAUUGUUCAAUAUUAGUUUUUGUGAUUUUCAUGUUUAGUGAUUUUUGAGAACUUCAAUAGUACUUUAAUGUUUUAGAUGA